Messenger RNA from Aspergillus japonicus CBS 114.51, 3319 nucleotides. Its product is annotated as SAM and PH domain-containing protein. NCBI's taxonomy places the organism in Eukaryota, Fungi, Ascomycota, Eurotiomycetes, Eurotiales, Aspergillaceae. Bases 326 to 2863 code for a protein of 845 amino acids. The record is from RefSeq and is a predicted model, not a curated record. Gene Ontology annotation, molecular function: protein binding. The transcript is spliced from 3 exons.
UGCAGCCACGGGUGACAGGCCUGCCGAUUUGGCGCUGGGACGAGUACUUCGCGGGCAAUUCCCGUCAACUUCUGGAGGGGCCUUGUACAUAAACUCCUGCUCGACCUGAAUGUGCCCGUUCCCCAACAACGCUACGUUACCACCACACCUUUAGUUCCUAGAUGCUUGAUCUAGGAACCACGAACCACUCCGCCCUGUUUCACGAUAUCCAACAACUUUUCAUCACAAUCCAGAAUCAUUAUUCGCUAGCACUGUUUGUUUUUUUUUUUUUUACGUUGAAUACACAGUCUCACUGCCCUUGCGGCAAUAGAGGUAACUAGACACAAUGGCCACGGACCUAGCAUACAACGUAGAUGUACCAGGCCUGCGAAGGAGCGAUGUGGUCUCGUACUUCGCCGCUAGAGCAGCCUUGGCUCGACCGCCAUCACAGAGCACCCUUAUGGACGAGGGCCACUCUGAUAACGAUGAUUCGAGUUAUCUUGAGGAUUCGCCUUUUACGAGUGUUGUUUCGCUUGAUAGUGAUAGCAUCUCUUCAGCGUCAACGUCCAAUGAAGCCACUACUCCCGAGUCAACCGGAUUGACUGCCUUUGACUUCCAUAUCGACGAAAAGAACAUCAAGGGUCCGAAUGGGCCACACCUAUUUCGCACAUACUCGGAAGCCUCUGAGUAUAGCAGCAUUGUGGGAACAGAUCUGAGCUGGGAGGAUCAGCCACCUAGUGCUAUGGCACCUUUUUACCAAUCUGCUUCCAAGCUUGACCCUAUCAGAAAGGAUACUCCAGUUCCCAAUCGAGUCUCAUCAACGCCCCAACCUCAGCCGACAUCACAGUUGCAGCAACGGCCUCGGCCUCAGCUGCAGCUCCAACCACAACCUCAACCCCAACUCCAGCCCAAUCUUCAGACUCAGCCACUGCCCCACCCCCAACAUCCGCAGCAACGUGUUUUCGGACAACCGCAAGUUCCAGUUCUUGAUGAAGCAGGGAUUCGACAAUGGCGCCCAGAAGAAGUGGUUCAAUGGCUUCAUGCUCAUGGCUUUGACAGUGGCAUAACGGAGACAUUCUAUGUUAAUGACAUCUCGGGGCCUAUUUUGCUUGAGCUUCAAACCGAGGACCUCAAAGAACUUGGCAUUCAAUCUUUUGGCAAGCGCCACAUGCUAAUGGGCGCCAUCAAGAAGCUCCGGGAGCGUCCCACGAUCAUCACUGCUCCAGUCCCUACCUCAACAGAGACUGAUGCUGUCCCCGCCACCCCUCAUACUCUCGUGAUCCCCGCUACACCUCGGACCGGGGUGACACACGCAAGCUCAGAAUGCCCGCCUGGCUCGGCCUCUGAUGAGUACUCCUGUGAAAGUUUCAGCGAGGGUCGGCGCCACCGUCUUCGCGAGAGCGACAAUCAUUCACGGAGGCCCCGAGACCUUCAGCCAGGCGACUCGGUGUCAAUUGUUGCGAUUGAGCAAAUAUUGCCAAAGCUACACAGUUGCUCCAAAGGAGAGAACUGUCGCAAGUGGCAAAAGCAACAAUCUAAACUUGCACAUCUGGCCAAAGAUCUACCUACAGGGAACAUGAAUGGUAGAAUCAUUCUCACUGGCGACCCAGGCAAUCCAAAGACAGCACCAAACCUCGUCAAAACCCCAAAGUCUGACAUUACUCCAUCUCUGAUUGCCUCUUCCGAUGUGAUGGGACCACUGCAAACCCCUGGACUCGGUCUGUCGAAAGAAAAGCUGAACGAGGUCCAGCCUAGGGACCCGCAGGAGAAUGUGCGCAACUUUUUGAGCUUCCAACACCUGAGCAACAUACAACCAGCAAGCAACCCCCCGACGCCUCCAACAGAGUCACCUCAAAGCCACGAGACCUCUGUAUCGCCCAAAGCAAACCCUACACUUUCGGAAAAUCUUAGACAUUUACCCAAGUUGAUGAUUCCAGGAACGGUCGACUUAGAAAGAGAUAGUCUUUACACUGCCAAUCUGUCGUCACAGAGGACUGUCACUCAGGAAUAUCCUACUGCCAUUCCUCGGGGCCAGCAGCGCUACGCCUACGGAACGACAGAGUCUCCAGGUGAUUUCUAUCGCACAGAUCCCCACUAUGGCCAGGAUACCCCUUUGUCCGAAGUGGAUGUACCUAUGACUGCUUUCCCUGUGGGACUCGUUCCCCGUGAGGAGUCGCAGUCUGUUCCGCCAAACAUGCGGUUUGGAUCGGACCGCAUUGUGAUGCUCGACCCUGUUCCCCGGCCGGCCUCAACAAAGGUGGAACAUCAUCGCCGGAACAUAUCUCACCAACAAGCUCCACCAAUGCGUUCGCUUGAUGAGCACCGCGUGUUGGAGCCAAUUGAUACCCCUGAGGAUAUGGCUAGGAUUGCUCGCAAAGGCUACAGCUCUCCUACUCGACGGUCUCCCGAUGAUGUCACUCACAGUGGCUGGAUGCGAAAACGCAAGACCACCCGCCUAUUACGCCACGAAUGGGAAGAGGGACAUUACACCCUCAAGGGGACUCAGCUUGCCAGGCAUGCUGAUAGAGAAUCAGCUCAGCGCAAUUCAAAAGCUCUGGAGUACAUCGAUGUUGAUGACUAUGCCGUCGCGUGCUCUUCGCUUGCUUCGAGCUCCAAGCUCACUGCCGCGUUUAAGAAGACCAUGUUGAAGCGCAAGGAAAUUGGACCUUCUGAGUCCGCCUUUUCCUUCUCUUUGGUUCCUGCCACCGGCACAGGAAAUACCGUUGUGGACAAGAAGGCUUUGUUUCUAAACUCUGGCAAGAGCCAUCACUUUGCUGUCAAGACACGGGAUGAGCGGAUCGAUUGGAUGCGAGAACUCAUGCUUGCCAAAGCUCUCAAACGAGGGCGCGAGAACGGUUUUGAUAUGGCCAACAAUUUUAUAUGAUGAAGCGUCGCUGCUGUGCGAGCUUGACUACGAUUCUUAUACUUUCAUUGUUAUGUUUCUUCUCCAUUGACGUUGCACGAUACCCGUUCCCCACCCAGCCUUCUAAGGCCGAUAAUGUUUUUGAGCGGUGGGAUGACGAUGGAAACGAAUUUCCUUCUCUGUUUUGGAUCUAACUUCUCUGUUACUGGCCGUGCUAUGACACUGGACGGUAACCAUCUUCUCUGGGUGUUUUCUUGAUGCGAUUCUGCUUUUAGCCAUGGUUCCCCAGCUCCUAUGUCUUUUCUUCUUCACAUUGGUGAAUAUCUACGCAUAAUCUAGAAUGUGUUCUAAGUGUGGUGAGUGGCCCACGCCAUCAUCAGCACUGCGGAGAAGGAUCGGGCCUCAGGGGUUUCAAAUGUGUUCGUACCCGUGGAGUAUCCAUAGGGGCAUACCUGUAUGUAUUGUAUCUAGUUACGA